This is a messenger RNA of Eufriesea mexicana, 1094 nucleotides long. RefSeq lists its product as uncharacterized. The coding region runs from base 1 to 1080 and encodes 359 amino acids. Gene Ontology annotation, biological process: chemosensory behavior; male courtship behavior; sensory perception of taste. NCBI's taxonomy places the organism in Eukaryota, Metazoa, Arthropoda, Insecta, Hymenoptera, Apidae. The record is from RefSeq and is a predicted model, not a curated record. Gene Ontology annotation, cellular component: axon; membrane; dendrite. The transcript is spliced from 6 exons.
AUGGUGCUCAUUGGCGAUAUAAGUUCGAUUUUCACUGCCGGUUGGCUAUUAGGAUGCACAGUGUUGAUCGCUACAAAGGACGAUAUAAAAGCGAGACGAUUUCGGGAUGUAAUAUUCAUCGUAUUCUCGAUGAGCCUGUAUUUAGUUAGCUUCUUCGUAUUGUAUAUUUUCGUAUUCUCGUACAAAGAUUUGGAUCCGAAAACUAUGCUUCUCAUUAUUCUGAGAGUAUUGCUUGCCUAUUGGAUUGAGUUAGUGGAUGCUGCGUUGACAACCCUGUGGAACUGGAAAAUUCGGUCCGUUAUCUCGCAGUUACGUAAUUUUGAUCGAGUUACAAAAUAUCGGGAUGCCUCGAAAGGAAACAAGCUGCGAUUCUUCUGUCGCAUCACAGUGGUCUUCGUUUUUCUAUAUUGGUGCAUAGUUGCAUACUUGAGCUACAGAAUUGAACUCAGAGUACCUGGUUUUCGAGGCAUAGUAUAUUUCUUCGCGGACGCCUCUGUGAAUAUUCAAGUUCUAAUAUUUGUCGGAAUUUUGUUCCUCAUCGAGGAAAGAUUUCGUCAUCUGUGCAAUAUCGUGACGUUCUUUAAAGAUGACAAGUUAGUAGUGGCCGAUCGAUCGAUUGGGCAUUUUACGCUACAGCAGAUAUGGUGGCUACAUUGCACUCUCGCCAAUGCUGCUGAAAUGAUAAAUUCCGUUUAUUCCAUUCAAUUGUUGUUCUGGAUCCCGAGUAUGUCGUUCAACCUGCUGUCAAGGAUUUAUUCAUUACACGUGUUCAUAUUAACGGAUUUGGGGAAGAUCAGGGAAUUAAUGCUGACAUUUGGAUGCGCACUGAACCUCAUAUUGAUCACCACAAUGUGUCACAUAACAGCGAGUCAGGCGAAUCGUGUCGGUCGGCUCAUUUUCUCGCCGAACUCCUCCGUUUCUAUGAAACGCAUGUUCCUACAGGAAAACAUUGAAGCUGUGGCGUAUUUCCAGCUAAGGAAGGUGCAUUUCUUCACUACCAUAGGGAUAAUACGCAUCGAUCUUCCCCUCCUGCUUUCGAUAUUUUCGGCAAUGACAACAUAUUUAGUCAUUCUUACUUGAAGACUAUCUUGGCG